CACAUCGUCUCUCUCCCGCGUUCCCGGAUGAAAGUUUACGUAUAGGUGGGUCAGGCUAGGUUAGGUUAGGCACACCGCGGCGUGAUUGACGCGACGAUACGGCAGCGAGACGACGCGUGACGUUUGACAGGUUUGAACGGAGUUGAAGUGCGCGGGCGGUACCAACCUCGGGCCGCGGGCGAGGUUAUGUUCGCGCCAGCGGCCCGUCACCCACGGCGCGCGCACGCCCGACGCGAGUGCGGCCGAGGUCCGCGCGUUCCUGGUCUCGGCGAGCACGGGCCGAGUCGUGAGCGUCGCGAGUCUGCUCUGGCGACUCCGCCGACGGCGACGUGGUUGGCAGCAGUGCCGAUAUCACGGCGAGCGAGAGAGCAAGUGAAGUGCCAUGACGGACUCAAGAUAGUCCUUCCGCCUGGUAACAUGUCAGAUGGGGUUGACGGUGGUGGUGGGGAAAACGAGGUAGACUCCCAUUCCUCUUCGCAAGCGGAGGCUGGAGACUCUUCUAAUCAUCGGGAGGAAGAGGCGUUAGAUCCCGACAACGAGGCGGCUCUCAAUACAAAUUAUGACAGUAGCGACGGAGCUGUCCCUGCGUUCAGGUGUGAUAGGUGCGACAAUUAUGAAACUAUAAACAAGGCAGCUUUCUCCGCUCAUCAAGAUCAAUGUCUGGCGAGCGGCGAAGCCGGGGAGAGCGCUGAGGGCAUAGAAGGGACGGAAAAUGACGGAGACGGCGAGGAGGGCCAUUCGGGAAUCAGGUCUCACAGAAAGAUGUUUGAAUGCGACGUCUGUAACAUGAAAUUUUCAAAUGGAGCUAACAUGAGACGACACAAAAUGAGGCAUACGGGCGUGAAACCGUACGAAUGUCGGGUAUGCCAGAAGAGAUUCUUUCGGAAGGACCAUCUUGCGGAACACUUUACGACGCAUUCGAAAACUUUGCCAUACCAUUGUCCGAUAUGUAACCGAGGUUUCCAAAGACAGAUCGCGAUGCGCGCUCACUUUCAAAACGAGCACGUCGGCCAGCAUGACAUGGUUAAAUCGUGCCCUCUCUGUAAUUAUCGUGCGGCAACAAUGAAAUGCCUUAGGUUGCACUUCUUUAAUAGACAUGGAAUAGAUUUAGAUAAUCCAGGACCAAAUAGCUCUACAUCCAUAAUGAAUAGUUGCACGUCCGGGGAGGCGAUGCCUUCGGCACCUCUGUCCGACAGCGGGGACAGCACUGGUAACCGUUCGACCGACAACGCCACGCCCCCCAUGCAUUUCCUCACGCCCCACGUGGAGAUAUCCAUUCCUUACCCCGAACAAGCUGCCAACCAACGAAAUCCGAGUCCUGCCCCGUUAAACGGAGACAGUCCCAAUAGUCCGCAGAGCGCCGACAGCAAUAGCAACGCGCCGAGCAGUAGUCAUCAUCAAUUAUCUAUCAAUAGCAGUACCAUUCAUAGGAACGUAGGUGGAGGUGACGAAGCCAUUACACCUUCCAUCUCCCUGAUACCCAUCAAGCAGGAGCCAAACAGCAACGGUAUGGAUGACAGUGGAGCGACGUCGAGCAAUCUACCGUUACCGUCGCUGAUCAAGGUGUCACCAUUGAAGUCGUUACUGCGCGAUGAUCUACGCCGUAAGCUGUCCACCAGCUCUACCAAUAACAAUAAUAAUAGUAACAACAGCGGCUGCGGCAGCGCUAAUUCCAAUCCACACUCAAGGGGCGAACCACCCACCUCGACCAGGCCAGAUCCUCGCACGAGUGGCCUCCAGUGCACCCACUGUCGCAUCACGUUUCCAGAUCAGACGUUGUACUUCCUCCACAAAGGUUGUCACAGCGAAAGUAACCCGUGGAAGUGCAAUAUUUGCGGGGAGCAGUGCUGCAAUCUGUAUCAGUUCAACUCUCAUUUACUGAGCAAAAGUCAUCAGUAGCUGGGAGUAAAAGGCAGAGAGAUACCCGCGGUUAAAAUUUGUCUUUCCUCUUUCCGUUUCUUCUUUGUUUUUUUUUCUUCUUUUUUUCUUUUCCAUCUUCGUUGAACGAAACAAAACGGCAGGAGAUUCGGUACGUAAUACGUACGUUCAGUGUUCAUUAGCAUCAAGGUAUAAGUAUUUUCUGCGACGUGUCCAGACAUACUUCUCGCCAAAAAUACUUUCGAAUGCCGCAAGAACAUGCUCGCUGGAGCAUAACGGCGAGUCAACUGUAAAUUGAAUUGUAAAUUAUUCUUAAAAAUUCGAGAGAGGGUAUGUCUGCUCUCUCAGAAAAUAAUGUACAAAACGCGACAAAUUGUGCCUUUCUUUUAAAAGAGAGAAAAUUGCGAGAGAGAAAAAGAAAUUGCCAACAUACACUCGUCCAUCAUGCUGUUAUAUUGUACGAACUAUCCGUCCAUAGGGCUUUAUCGAGAUAUUCCGAGCUCUAUCAUUAGUCUUAAAUUAGUAAAAUAAAUAUGCAAGUGCGAUGGGGUGCGUCGCGAAUCGCCCCGUCGAUAAUCGCGAAAAGUAUAUAUAUAUAUAUAUAUAUAUAUAUAUAUAUGGUAUAUAGCUGUGUACUUUUAUCGCGAAAAAGUACAUUAAAAUUUCAAGUAAAUAGAGAUUUUCGUUGGCGCUGUGCGGUUCGGAUGCUUGAGACAAACGCGACGACAUGGAUAUGGUUCGUCGAAAAUCUAUCAAUGCAGAGAGACAAGAAAACGCAUUUAUUAUUGUUCUAAGGCCAAGCCACCUAAAGACAAAAAGAAAUUAUGCAUGUAAGGUUUAAGACCUAUGUGGUUAAAAUUUAUACAAUAGAAACAAGGCAAUAUGCCGCGAAUCAGGUCAAAGAGUUUAGUCUUGAAUGAUUUGGAUUUUGACACCGAAUCGUGAAGAACUCGUACUGCUUUACCAAUUCAGAAGAGAAUUGGAGAGGACUGAAGCGUCGUGUUCGUCAAAAGCACAUCGGCGCGGCGUAUAUACCGUACUACCGAUACACGUGACUACCGUUGGAUCGACGAUUUAUUGGCUGCAACGUGGUCAAUACCGGGAAGUAUCGUCGUCGGUUCCAUCUAUUCUUCUUUCUCCUUUAGAUAGGAACGUUGUGUCGCAUCAGUGAAAAACCGGUGCAAAACCGUGGAGCGGGGAUGUACAGGAAAACAAAAGCUAGCCGGGCGUGCGUUAUUAAUUAUUAACACGAAAGGGGGUAAGUUCGAGAGGUGUGACUUUUAGCCGAAGACUUGUACGUAUCGGGCAGGUAUCUCGAUGUCCGUUCGCAUCGGCCGAGGUCACCUCUUUCCGCCUUUCUCGCCUUUAAUCCGAUAAAUAUUUUAUAUAUAAAUAUUUGUACAGAAAAAGUAUUAGACGGGAGAGAAAGCACGAAGGGAAGAGAAAUGAGAAAGCAUAUAUCUAUAUACAUAUAUGUGUGUGUGUGUUUGCGCGUGUGUAUAUAUGCAUGUAUGUACACACGU
Molecule: messenger RNA, 3401 nt
Organism: Vollenhovia emeryi
Lineage: Eukaryota; Metazoa; Arthropoda; Insecta; Hymenoptera; Formicidae
Product: DNA-binding protein Ikaros
Exons: 6
Coding region: 187-1899 (570 amino acids)
Biological process (GO): regulation of transcription by RNA polymerase II
Molecular function (GO): DNA-binding transcription factor activity; RNA polymerase II cis-regulatory region sequence-specific DNA binding
Source: RefSeq, a predicted model, not a curated record